This is a messenger RNA of Photinus pyralis (common eastern firefly), 5237 nucleotides long. RefSeq names its product protein shank (gene Prosap). Gene Ontology annotation, molecular function: synaptic receptor adaptor activity; ionotropic glutamate receptor binding. The record is from RefSeq and is a predicted model, not a curated record. The coding region runs from base 169 to 4047 and encodes 1292 amino acids. Gene Ontology annotation, cellular component: postsynaptic density; postsynaptic membrane; dendritic spine. The transcript is spliced from 16 exons. Lineage: Eukaryota; Metazoa; Arthropoda; Insecta; Coleoptera; Lampyridae.
CAAAGUGAGUAGCAUAUUGGCAUCAGUUAAUUAGCGUACCGCGACGAAGGUCUGUCAAUCAUUAGGGAAGUGUUUUUUUCCGAAAGCAAGAAGAAGUGUAAGUGAAUAAUUACCCGAGUGUAAAAGCGAUGCGUGUUGAAAUUUGAAUGUGAAGAGAUAGUAAAAGAGAUGGAGGAUGACGGGGAACGUGGCCCCGAUGAGGGUUUCCUAUUGGUACGUAUACACGUGCCUGAGCUUAACGUGCAGAAGUGUCUACAAUUUCCUCGGGACCAACUCGUAUGGGACGUUAAGCAACAAUGCCUUGCCGCACUGCCGAAGGUGGCCAAUUGGUACCGGGAGUUGAAAGAAAGCUUCAAUUAUGGCCUCUUCUGUCCACCAGAGAAUGGAAGAGCCGGCAAAUUCUUGGACGAAGAGCGUCGUCUGGGAGAUUAUCCUUUUAGUGGACCUGUAGGAUAUCUUGAGUUGAAAUACAAACGAAGAGUAUACAAAAUGAUGAAUCUGGAUGAAAAGCAACUCAAAAAUAUUCACACAAGAACCAAUUUACGAAGAUUUUUGGAUUAUGUUUCAAACGGUCAAGUAGAAAAAAUUACGAAAAUGUGCUCCAAAGGCCUCGAUCCUAAUUUUCACUGCCAAGAUUCGGGAGAAACUCCCCUAACGAUAGCGACGGGUACUAAGCAGCCAGCGAAAGUUUUAAUAGCCUUAGUGAACGGUGGCGCGCUUUUGGAUUAUAGGACGCGCGACGGAGCGACGGCCUUGCAUCGAGCGGUAGAGCAUAAGACUUUAGAGGCUAUGAAAACUCUUUUAGAAUUAGGUGCAUCACCAAAUUACAAGGACGGUAAAGGGCUAACUCCUCUUUACUUAACCAUAACCCACAACGUCGACUCGCAAUUUACCGAAACUCUCCUCCACGACCACGCGACGAUCGGUGCUCAAGAUCUGCAAGGCUGGCAGGAGGUUCACCAGGCUUGCAGAACUGGUCUUCUUCAACAUUUGGAGCAUCUCCUCUUUUACGGCGCCGACAUGAACACGAGAAACGCCUCUGGAAAUACACCCCUGCACGUUUGCGCGGUCAACAACCAGGAAUCUUGCGCCAGGCAGCUGCUUUUUCGUGGGGCAGAUCGACAGGCGUUAAACUACGCGAACCAAACGCCCUACCAAGUUGCGGUGAUCGCCGGAAAUAUGGAGCUGGCGGAAAUGAUACAAAAUUUUCGAGCCGAAGAUGUUGUCCCAUUUCGUGGCCCUCCAAGCUAUAACCCGAAGCGGCGGUCUGCCGUAGGUUGGCUGCCUAGAGCCCCUUCAAUGAGCUGUCUUGCCUUACCUCCCUCUCCGUGUCCCAGCGACCGUUCCUCUGUUCCUUUCAGUUCUGCGAGUUCCAGCUUGAGCGAAGGAAGCGUGCCCGCCGGCCACGAGACCGACACCGCGAGCAUUGUGACGGUGCUCGCACUGGGUGUUACAGAGAAAAAUCUAGGAGAUACUAGCGACAUUAUAAGCGAUAGCUCUGGGGUUGGUACAGCAAAUUCGGACACUACAAAUUGCAGCCUAUCCAUGCCCGGUGCAAUUGUGGUCUGCAUCGAAUCCUAUUGUUCGAACUUGGACGGACAUCUCAACAUUCGCGAGGGUGAUAUUAUCGAAAUAACAGGUUCGUCUGAUGACGGCUAUCUUGAGGGAACGAUCAGAACGGGAGGUGGUGGAAAAAGCGGCUUAUUCCCUCAGCAUUGUGUACAGGAAGUUAGGCUGCGACAUCACAACAUACCUGCGCCGAUGAUGAUCGUCGCAAGAGACAGUAAACCGACUCCUAGCAUACCUACCAGCAGUAGCGGCGGGAGUAGAGUGGUUGGUAGGAGGGAAACGUCUGCCAAAUAUUUCGCUACGGCUCCAAGGCUUAAAAAAAUAUGCACGGGAUUGCCAGCGGAACCAAGAACAGUAAUCCUUCAUAAGGGGCGCAAAGGUUUUGGAUUCAUUCUUCGCGGUGCCAAAGCAACGUCACCUUUAAUGGAACUCACGCCCUCAGAAAAGUUUCCCGCAUUGCAGUAUUUAGACGACGUAGACCCUGGAGGCGUCGCCGAUAGAGCGGGAUUAAGGAAAGGCGAUUUUCUCUUAGAAAUUAAUAACGAAGACGUCUCGUCCGCGUCACACGAACAUGUGGUGGACCUAAUCAGGAAAUCGGGCGAUUUGGUUUCCAUGACCGUCGUAUCUUUAGGGACAACGCAAAUGACCAGUAUGUUACCUAGCAGCAAGUCAACGGUCGCACUUCCUGGUGGUACUAUGGAAGUACCGAUAAAUAGGCAAUGUGCUACUUUACCGCGCAAAAUGAAUUAUCAAUCUGGGAACUACGGGAAUAUCAGUCGUGCCAUACAUGCCCCCCUGCCUCCUCGAAGAGAUCCUAAAACUACUUUAACUGUCGGCAGAGCCAGAGCGAAGAGCAUGGUUGCGGGAUUGGAAGCAGGCGGAGAAAAGGAAGAUAAUGAUGAUAUGACCAAGUCCAGUUCCGCAGAGUCGAUACAUCAAUUAACUCCAAACAAUUCCACUUCUUCGCAACCGAGGACAGCCUCGAUCCGUCAACGCCCCACUUCUAGUCGUAUUACAACUGCAGAGUUACAGGAACUUUUCCAAAGACAGCGAGGGGAGAGUGGUAGUUUAAUGUGCAGCUCGCAUUUCCAAAGCAAUUCCAACGCUCCAGGAUCCCCUGCUAAAUCAAGUUCGAGUCGUGUAUAUGCUAGUGUAGCCGAAAUGAAACGAAGUAAAAGUAAGAGCGCGAAAGUUCGUUUCUCGCAACUUUUCAAUGUGGGAAGCGAGCUGCGAAGAAAUUUUCACAGCACACCCGACUUGGCCAACCAAGAGAUAUUUUUAUCAAAUGGAUUUUCAUUUAAAGGCCAUCGUAGUCAAGAGGAUGUUACCGUGCAUGGCGCCAAUAGAAAUACUUUACCUCCCCCAAAUCACCCUCCCCCUCCACCACCCAUAGGACAAUUAAUUAAGGUCGAUAUUUCGCGCGGAUUAUCGUCCGAAUAUAACAAUUUAACCAAUAAAGAUAUCGGCGAAGAAGGUGUAGCAUCUUCAUUUAGACCGACAACUAGCGCUAAAUUAUAUGCUUCACCUGAAGACAUGAAAACUGUUGGUUAUCGAUCUCGAAGUUUACCGUCACAUUCCUCAAGGAAGCAAGUUCGCAAAUCACAUAGCAUGCGCACUAGUUCUACCUUCAAGCCUGUUAACACAUCUACACUACCCGGCAAAAAUAGCAAUCCAUACGCUCAACCUAUAAGAGCUUCUCGUUCGCAUUCUACCGCAGGUACAAGGGAAAGGAAAAAGCGUCUGGUUAGCAAUUCUCAUCCCAACAAUAUGGUUAUACUAUCCCAAACAGGCGCGCCUCCCCCAAUUCCGGAACCGGACUACAGCUGUAGCGGUUCUGAAGGCGAAAGCGAGGAGGAGCACAAGUCACUCAACAAGCUAUCGAACAGGCUAGCCGCGGUGCAAUUGCAUCCAGUUGAAAAUAGUGGAAACAGCAACACUAGUGGCAGCAGUUCGGGUAGCAGCUCCGUGCCGCAUAGUUUCAGCGUGGAAGAAAUUCAGCGAGGGCGGACGAUGUUAAAGUCAUCCAAGUCGUAUCCGGAUGAUUUCCUGAAGAAAACUAGGGAUAGUAUAGUUGAAGACGCAGACAAUAGUUCUUCAGGUGUGAGUUCAGAUCAAGAUGUACCUAUUGGACCUUUGGAUUAUACUGACAAAAUUUCUCACGAACACAGCAGCAUGACGUUACCGUCACCGAAAACGCAAAGGCAGUUAACAGGAUUGUCACGCAAUGCAGUCUCGUUAGCUCAGCUGCCGCCACCGAUCGAAGCCGACUCCGACGAGAAGGAAGAAUUCUGCCUACCACCACCGCCCGAGUUCGACAUGAAGGCGGGCGUGAGUCACGCCGCUCCGGAUACCGUACUAGCCCCGCCGCCCCAGUUUAGUGAUAAUAGGCAAAUGGCCAAAGUUCGUAUAGUCGGUGCCGUUCCGAAAGGAGCGGUCCCGCAGACGAAACUAAAACAAGGUAGAUUACAUAGUCAAUGAUUUUGUUACUAAUUGACAACAAGUCAGCCGAAAUUGUAAAACAAUUGCAGCCAAGUUGUCUACUUUCGAGAUUAUUUUAUAUGUGGUUGGAAUGCGCACUACCAAAUGAAAAUCCGUCACAGUUAAUUAGAAUCGUCCUGUCAGAGUAAUUACUAUUUUUGUGCUUGGUCUGUAUUUUGGAUGUAUAAAAGGAUAUAGUCAAUGUAAGUGCCAAAAUGCGAAUGAUAAACUGUUAUUGUUUAUGCAUGCUUUUCUCUAUUUACGGUGCCUAUACAAGUUUCUUUGACUUGACAAAGCCCCGAUAAAAGAUUAUCAUAUACCUGGGAUGGGAGAUGGGUUGAUGUUCCGUUGUAGAAGGAAUUCUGAGAUAGUACAAGUUCAUUUUUUGAAUGUGUGAUAUAACGUAUUUUUAGAAUGGAAGAAGUUGUGCUCAAAUGUGGCAUGCUUGCCUAUAUAUAGGUAAUACCUUGUGUAAAUGGUCGUAAUAAUUUUUAAUUAAUCAACAAUGUUUAUGUGUACAUAUUACUCUUAGUUUAAUAACGUGGGACAGUUUCUGUGUGACUUCCGUUAUACGAAAACUGGCAGUUGCGUUUUCUGUUAAAACUAUACAACUAAAUAGUAUUAACGGAAAAUCGAGGUUGGCGGUGAAAUAAUCCGAGUACUAUUCUUUUGUUAUUUUGAAUAGGCAAGAAAUAAUAUGCAUGAAGGGGAAAUUCAUAUUUUGUGUACCUUAUCUCUGUGAUGGUUGUUGGUGUAUCAGAAAUAAUAGACUGAGAAAGAGUGGAAGUGCAAUAAGUAAGCUUGUAAAUUAUUAUUUAUUUAUGUUAUAUAAACACUAAUAGUGGUUAUUUCUGAUUCAUCUUUACCUGCUGAAAAAGUAUUGUUCCAAAAAAUUUAGCUUUAUAAUUUGAGGAAUGGGAAGAAUUUAAACAUACGUGUAAGUUUUAGACAAGUAAUAUAGAAGUACAAACGGCCGUUGUGGUGCACCAAUACGGAUACUCUUACAUGUUAUUUAAAAAACUCGUAUUAAGACAGCUGUUAUUGUUAAUAAUGCAUAUUAUAGCAACAUCGUCGUUUUUUUACUACUUUACUACUAUGAAAAAAUUGGUACGUCAUGUGUUUGAUAAUUCUGAGAUAUAGAACAGCCCUUUUGUAAAUACAUUUACUAUUUAAUACAACAUCUAAUGUUA